Molecule: messenger RNA, 1686 nt
Organism: Mercurialis annua (annual mercury)
Lineage: Eukaryota; Viridiplantae; Streptophyta; Magnoliopsida; Malpighiales; Euphorbiaceae
Product: flotillin-like protein 4
Exons: 3
Coding region: 143-1609 (488 amino acids)
Biological process (GO): protein localization to plasma membrane
Cellular component (GO): plasma membrane raft; plasma membrane
Source: RefSeq, a predicted model, not a curated record
AACAAACCAGCACUAAUACAGGAAAAAACAAAUCUAUAUAAUCAUGGCAAACAAGUAAACCCUAAUUUGAUCACAUCUGACAAUAUUAACCAUCUUCCUCACAAACCCUAGAAACCAAACUCAAGAACAAAAAAUCAAAAAUAUGUGGCACAUAGCAGGACCAUCAGAGUAUCUAGCAAUAACAGGAGCAGGAAUCCACGAUAUAAAAUUAGCCAAGAAAUCAUGGAUAUGGCCCAUGCAAAAGUGCAGUCGUUUUGACGUUUCACCAGUUAACUACACGUUCGAAGUUCAAGCUAUGAGUGCCGAGAAACUGCCGUUUUUAUUACCGGCGGUUUUUACGAUCGGCCCGCGAGUCGACAGUGAAGACAGUUUGAUUGUUUAUGCCAGAUUGAUGUCCACACAUGAUCAAAAUUCGAACCAUGUUAAUGAGCUUGUUCAGGGUGUAAUUGAAGGGGAGACUCGUGUUUUAGCUGCUUCUAUGACUAUGGAAGAGAUUUUUAGGGGAACUAAAGAUUUUAAACAAGAAGUUUUUGGGAAAGUUCAGUUGGAAUUGAAUCAGUUUGGUUUGAUUAUUUAUAAUGCUAAUGUUAAGCAGCUUGUUGAUGUUCGUGGCCAAGAAUAUUUUUCUUAUUUGGGUCAGAAAAUCCAGACGGAAGCUGCUAAUCAAGCUAAGGUUGAUGUUGCUGAGGCAACAAUGAAGGGUGAAACUGGAGCCAAGACGAGGCAAGGGCUGACUGCACAAAAUGCUGCAAAAAUAGAUGCUGAAACAAAGAUUAUAUCAACUCAAAGGCAAGGAGAAGGGCAGAAGGAGGAAAUUAAGGUGAAGACUGAUGUGAAAAUAUUUCAGAACCAAAAGGAGGCUGAGGUGGCAGAGGCCAAUGCUGAGCUGGCAACAAAGAAGGCAGGGUGGGCUCAGGCAUCUCAGUUGGCUGAGGUGGAGUCUUCCAAGGCUGUAGCUAUAAGAGAAGCUGAGUUGCAAACUGAAGUGGAAAGGAAGAAUGCUAUGGCUAGAACUGAGAAUCUCAAGGCUGAGUUGUUAAGUAAGGCUACUGUUGAUUAUGAGACUAAGGUUCAAGAGGCAAAUUGGGAGUUGUACAAGAAACAAAGAGAAGUUGAUGCAGUGUUCUACCAGAAGCAAAAAGAUGCAGAAGCACAGAAAGCUAAUGCAGAUGCAGCUUUAUAUGCUCGCCAGCAAGCCGCCAAUGGAGAAGUUUAUGCAAAACAAAAGGAAGCUGAAGGCAUUCAAAUAUUAGCAGAAGCUAAGGGAAUUUACUUAGGCACACUUCUGAAACAACUUGGUGGCAACUAUGGUGCACUGAGAGACUUCAUGAUGCUUGAUAAGAAUUUAUUCCAGGAUGUUGCCAAGAUUAAUGCUGAUGCUAUCAAGGGAUUGCAGCCUAAGAUUAGCAUAUGGAACAACGGCGGAGAUCAGGUUAGCGGUGGCGGUGGCGGUGGUGUUGGUGGUCCGAUGAAGGAUAUAGCUGGAGUUUACGGGAUGUUGCCUCCUUUGCUUCAGACUGUGCAUGAGCAGACUGGUAUGCUGCCACCAGCUUGGUUAGGCACACUGCCGGAAAGUGGGAAUACCUCCUCUAAUAAAAUAUAUACCUAAAGGCUAAAAGUUUAUUAGUUUGGGAAGUAAUAGUAGGAAUAUUUACUUACUAUUUAACUUGGUUUGACUUGGUUAAA